Molecule: messenger RNA, 1740 nt
Organism: Rhodotorula graminis WP1
Lineage: Eukaryota; Fungi; Basidiomycota; Microbotryomycetes; Sporidiobolales; Sporidiobolaceae
Exons: 12
Coding region: 1-1740 (579 amino acids)
Cellular component (GO): membrane
Molecular function (GO): acetyl-CoA transmembrane transporter activity
Source: RefSeq, a predicted model, not a curated record
AUGCCCGAGAAGCACCCUCGACCUCGCCCACUCGCCGCGUCGUCCUCGGCCCUCGUCCACGACUCGACCAUGCUCCAGCGCUCCCACCCGCGCGACAAGAACCUCCACGACGUCCUCGACUUUGCUGAAGGUGGCACCACACACGAACCAGACCGCAUCCCGCUCGUCGCUCCCAACAAGCUCGCACUCGCGUCGGCCACCGCCAGCAACACCACCCCCGACGACGAGCCACCACUCGAGGGCGGACCUCUCUCGACCAGGGACAAGCGCGCACUCGCACUCUUGGUCGCACUCUACCUCCUGCAGGGCAUCCCCGUCGGCCUCGCGUUCGGCUCGAUUCCGUUCCUCCUGCGCGCAAAGCUGUCGUACUCGCAGAUCGGCAUCUUCACCCUGUGCACCUACCCGUACUCGCUCAAGCUCCUGUGGUCGCCCGUCGUCGACUCGAUCUUCAGCCCCAAACUCGGCCGCCGCAAGAGCUGGAUCGUGCCCAUCCAGACCGUCGUCGGCCUCAUGUUCUGGUGGCUCGGCAGCAACGUCCAGGUCAUGAUGGAGGUCGACGAGCCCAACGUCAACGUCUUGACCGCACUCUUUUUCACCCUCGUCUUCUUCGCCGCAACUCAGGAUAUUGCCGUCGACGGUUGGGCCUUGACGCUCCUCUCGAAGGAGAACCUGUCGUACGCCUCGACGGCCCAGACGAUCGGCCUCAACACGGGCUACUUCCUGUCGUUCACCGUCUUCCUCGCGUUCAACUCGGUCGAGUUCAGCAACAAGUACUUCCGCUCGACCGACCUCGACUACCCGCUCGUGUCGCUGUCAGGCUACCUGCACUUCUGGGCCGUCGCCUUCAUCGUCGUCACGGCCUACCUCGCCUUUUUCCAGCCCGAGGACGCGGUCACGGCCGAGGACGAGGACGACAUGGACCUCAAGAAGGUGUACUCGAUCAUGCGCGAGAUCUGCCAGCUCAAGCACGUCCAAAGGUUCAUCCUCGUCCACCUCGUCACCAAGCUCGGCACGGCCGCCUCGGACGCGGCCACGUCGCUCAAGCUGCUCGAAAAGGGCCUCAGGAAGGAGGACCUCGCGCUCGCCGUCCUCAUCGACUUCCCGUUCCAGAUCCUGUUUGGGUACCUCGCCGCCAAGUGGUCCAAGGGCAGUCGGCCCUUGCGCCCCUGGAUGGUGGCCAUGUGGACCCGCCUCGGGUGGGCCGCAGUCAGCAUGGCCCUCAUUCACAAGUUCCCGAGCGGCGAGAUCGGCAACGCCUACUUUGCGCUCGUCGUCCUGUGCACGGUCGGGAGCAGCUUCUCGAGCACGGUCCAGUUUAUUGCCGACCCGCUCAUCGGCGGGACCUACAUGACGCUCCUCAACACGGUGUCGAACCUGGGCGGCACCUGGCCCAAGUUUUUCGUCCUCAAGGGCAUCGACGCCCUCUCGGUCGCCGUCUGCCACGUGCGCUCGUCGUCCCUCGACCCAGACGGUUUCGCCUCGUCCUCGUCCUCGUCGUCGGCAGAGGGCGGCGACAUGGACCUCGUCGUGCGCUCGGCCGAGUGCGUGUCGGACCACGGCAAGGCGGCGUGCGCCCAGCUCGGCGGCGAGUGCGUCACCGAGCGCGACGGGUACUAUGCCGUCAGCGCCGUGUGCAUCGUCGCUGGCGCAGUGCUCCUCUGGACAUUUGUCGGGCCCGUCGCGAGGAAACUGCAGUCUCUCCCUGCGUCGGCGUGGCGGGUCAAAAAGGCGCGCUUGUGA